CGCGCCACUACUUACUUUUAAAAAGCAACCUGUUUGCUUCUUCAAAAGUAGAUAUAAAAGUAGCACUGGUCAUACCCUCCUUCUUUAAUUAUUUAAGUUAUUAAUUAAUUGUUUUCAUUUUAUUUACGACAAAAUGGUUAUUGAAACUAGAAGAAAAAUCGAAGCUCUUACUAGAGCACUCGUAUUAACAAAUGAGCAACUGGAGAAAGUCUCUGCUCUUCUUCUUCAUCAGUUUUAUAAAGGCCUUUCACAUACCACACACAAGGAAGCAUCCGUUAAGAUGUUUCCGACUUACGUGACGGAUGUGCCUGAUGGAACCGAACAAGGAAAAUUUUUAGCAUUAGACUUGGGUGGUACAAAUUUCAGAGUCUUACUCAUUGAUCUUAAUGGAGAUGACUUCCACAUGGAAAAUCAGACAUACGCUAUUCCACAAGAAAUGAUGUUAGGAGCUGGCACACAGUUGUUUGACCACAUAGCUGAGUGCCUGGCCAACUUCAUGGAAAAGCAAAAUGUCAAAAAACAAAAACUGCCACUUGGGUUUACUUUCAGUUUUCCCUGUCAACAGGAAGGUCUGACCAGUGCUAGAUUAGUAAAAUGGACAAAAGGAUUCAAAUGCAGUGGAGUAGAAGGUGAAGAUGUCGUGCAAUUACUGCGUGAUGCUGUGGAACGUCGUGGGGAUAUAGAUAUCGAUAUUGUAGCCAUUGUAAACGACACAACUGGAACACUCAUGUCCUGUGCCCACAAGAACAGACAGUGCCGAAUUGGUCUUAUAAUUGGAACUGGCACAAAUUCAUGUUACAUGGAAAAUGUAUAUGUGAGAAGGGCAUCAACACCCAGGAGAAAGAUCUCUACUUCUUACAUGGAACGAGUAGAUAACAGUGUCGAUCUUUGGGACAACGAUGCUUACGAACCACGACAAGUAAUAGUAAACACCGAAUGGGGUGCUUUCGGAGACGAUGGAUGUCUUGAUUUUCUUAGAACAAAAUAUGAUCAUGAAGUUGAUGCUCAUUCACUUAAUCCAGGAAAACAGCUAUUUGAAAAAAUGAUAUCUGGCAUGUAUAUGGGAGAAGUAGCCAGAAGGGUAUUAGUACACCUAACAAAUGAAGGAUUGCUUUUCAAUGGCAAAGGAUCUGACCUUCUCUACACGCAAUAUGCUUUUAAGACACAGUAUAUUUCAAUGAUUGAAAGCGAUAGGAAGUAUGUCUAUGAUGAAACACGUAACGUACUUAACCAGUUAGGAUUGACUCAUGCCACGAAUGAUGACUGUAACAAUGUCAAACUUGUCUGUGCAAGAAUAUCUACCAGAGCAGCUUUCCUUGUUUCUGCAGCUGUAUCAACUAUCCUAAACAAAAUUAAGAGGCCAUAUACAACAAUUGGAGUUGAUGGUUCUGUAUACAAGUUCCAUCCUCACUUCCAUGAUUUGAUGGAAAAGAAAAUUGAAGAAUUAGUAAUGCCUGAUUAUAAGUUUGACUUGAUGCUGUCAGAAGAUGGAAGUGGCAGAGGAGCGGCACUAGUCGCUGCAGUGGCUGUUAGAACAAAGGAAUGACAAAGAUUUUAGUAAUUGAAAAUUUUGUUGGACAUCAUUCCUGGUUGUAAAUAUGUCAUAUGGAUUGAAAAUUCAUUCCGAGCAUGCGCAAGUUAUUCCUACCAGAGGAUUAGUCAAAAGCCACGAGUGAUUCAAACAUCUGAGCAGCUGUGAUCAUAUUUUUAUAGUGCAAUGUGUGUCAAUUGUAAAAUUGAACUGAAAGACCCGUCAUUAGUCACGAAUAGAUAUAUUUUAAUGUAUAUAAUUAAUGUUAAGCUUAUUAGAAUAAAAUGCUUUAUAUGUUCUCUGUCUUUAUCUUAAAAGAUUUGAUUUUAUAUUCUAGAUUUUGUGAUAAAUUUUUCUAUAAUUAUGUACAAACUGCAUCUAUUUAGAUAAUAUUUAACUGCAUUAACUUUUGUAAAUUAUAUAUAAUCUUAGAGACAAAACAAACAAUUUGUAACAUAUGUGGAAAUUGUUACAUGUGUUCCUCAUGUCUAUAAUUAAUAUAUAUACAUAUAUAUCUUUUGUGCAUUCUGUAAACAUGUUCAAUAAAUAAAAUUCUUUGCCAAAUAAGAAAUUA
Messenger RNA from Centruroides sculpturatus (bark scorpion), 2105 nucleotides. Its product is annotated as hexokinase-2-like. Gene Ontology annotation, biological process: intracellular glucose homeostasis; glucose 6-phosphate metabolic process; glycolytic process. Bases 134 to 1546 code for a protein of 470 amino acids. The record is from RefSeq and is a predicted model, not a curated record. The transcript has 10 exons. NCBI's taxonomy places the organism in Eukaryota, Metazoa, Arthropoda, Arachnida, Scorpiones, Buthidae. Gene Ontology annotation, cellular component: mitochondrion; cytosol. Gene Ontology annotation, molecular function: fructokinase activity; mannokinase activity; D-glucose binding.